GCAUUGUCAGUUUGCAUUUCUGAAUUUCUCCAGAAGUUGAACUUUGGGACAAACUUUGUGAUGCCACAUUAGAACUGCCAGAAAACAUGAACUAUUUACAUCUCACACAGCAUCGAGCAAUCGCUAUUUGUGGGCCUUCUUGCUUUGAUCCAAGACUAACUCAGAAAUGUUUCUCAGUUUUGGACUACAACUCUCAAAACUUCACCAGCCAGCUGUACUUUUAGUCCGAACUGGGAAACUUUCCCUCUUUUUGCUUCCAGGGAGCUGCAAGAGGCUUAAGUCUGGGAAAGUCCCAGAUCUUUAUCUUCCUGACUAGCAAAUCGGAGAGACAGGAAGGCUUUUCAAGUGAUCCAAAGAAGAAGACAAACAACAAGGAAAACAAAGCCUGCGUCUCUGCCGGAGACUAUGCUUUGACCAUCACACCUGGCAAGUAGACCAACACCAUCUCCCUCAAUAGGAGAAGCAGGGUUGUUCUGCAGAUUUGGGAGAUCUUCUGGACAAGCAUGUGUAAUUUGCAGCUCCAUCUCUUUGAUGCCCAUCUUGCUCUCAGCAAGUGGCUAAACCUCCUGAAGUAGAACAGUGAUCCUGGUUGCCUGAAGGAUAAUCCUGGGUUCAAAGCAAGCAUAAUAAAAGCCUAGGAGUUUGGAUAUGGAUAACUUGACCUUGUCCACUGAGAAGAAGGACUCGUGCACUUAUCACGAAGAGUUUAAGCAGAUCCUGCUGCCCGUGGUGUACUCCAUGGUCUUGGUGGUGGGGCUGCCCUUGAACGCGGUGGUCAUUAUCCAGAUCUGGCUGUCCCGGAAGGCACUGACCCGCACCACAAUCUACAUGCUGAACCUGGCGGUGGCCGACUUACUCUACGUCUGCUCCCUGCCUCUCCUUAUCUACAACUAUUCCCAGAAAGACUACUGGCCCUUUGGCGAUUUCACUUGCCGCUUUGUGCGCUUCCAGUUCUACACCAAUUUGCAUGGCAGCAUCCUCUUCCUCACCUGCAUCAGCAUCCAGCGCUACCUGGGGAUUUGCCAUCCACUCUCCACUUGGCAUAAAAAGAGGGGCAAGGGCUUUACUUGGAUUGUGUGCGGGGUGGUGUGGUUUGUCGUGGUGGCCCAAUGCCUGCCCACCUUCAUCUUUGCCUCCACCGGCAUCCAGAGGAAUCGGACCGUCUGCUAUGAUUUGAGCACGCCAGAACGCUCUGCUGACUACUUCCCCUAUGGCAUCACCUUGACUGUCACAGGCUUCCUGAUUCCCUUUGUCUCCGUCUUGGGGUGCUACUGCCGCAUGGCGAAGAUCCUCUGCCAGAAGGAUGAGAUGAUUGGGUUGGCCGUCCGCAAGAAGAAAGACAAGGCCGUCCGGAUGAUCAUCAUCGUGGUGCUGGUCUUCGCUAUCAGCUUCUUUCCCUUCCACCUGACCAAGACUUUGUACCUGAUCAUCCGCUCCAUACCCGGAGUGCCUUGCCUCACCAGGCAAGCCUUCGCCAUCGCCUACAAGUGCACCAGGCCUUUUGCAAGCAUGAACAGCGUUCUGGAUCCCAUCCUCUUCUACUUCACCCAACGCAAGUUUCGGGAAAGCACCAGGCACCUUUUGGACAAGGUCAGCUCCAAAUGGAAGCAUGAUUGUUGAAGGACCAUCAUCAGCAAAGUGAACAAUCAAAGGUGCCCUGGUGCCAAGGAGGGUUGGGCGAUGUACAGCUUCCUGGCACAUACAAGGCAGCCUCCUAUUGCUGGCCACUCAUUGCCCACUCAGCGGCAGAGACUGGCUUAACCUGACUAGGAGCUCCAAGGCCUGGUUGUUCACGGAGAAGGUUACCAUGUAAAUAGUGGACCACUGGUAUGUUCUUCUCUCCUGUUGCACUGUGGCUUGAGAAUACACUUCACACUGGGCUUGGAGAUGUUUUUUCCAACAUGUCUCAGUAUGUCAUGUUUCAGCAGGGAGUGAACAGAAAGCAAAGAGCAGAUGAAGAGCAGGAAUGCUACUUAUAGAAUCACAGACUCCUAGAGUUGGAAAAGACCCCAAGGGCAAUCCAGUCCAACCCCCUGCCAUGCAGGAAUACACAUUCAAAGCACUUCCUCUCUCAGAUGACCAACCAGCCUCUGUUUAAAAACCUCCAAAGGAGGAGACUCCACCAGCCUCCAAGGCAGAAUUUUCCACUGUCAAACAGCUCUUAUUGUCAGGACAUUCUUCCUAAUGUUGAGGUGGAAUCUCUUUUCCUGACAGUUACAUCAAUGGAGGGAAGCUCCCAAGCUGACUAUUAAUUUCAGGUCUUCAUCCAGGUGUCUUUGAUGACUAAGGGAAGAGAUUUCCCUUAAGCAACCCACUGAGGAUUAAGCUAGUGCUUGUUCACAACACAGUAUUAUUACUGUCCCACUGAGUGGCUCCAAUCAUUCAUACCUCUUGAAAAAAUAUUAAUGGGUUCUAAACACAAUGUCUUAGGUACUAUAUGGGGAGAUAGACGGUAAAGUUUCACCCAGGUAGAUCUCCAUUCUGUCUCCCCACUUCUCUCCUGCAAGACUCACUUUGUUGUUGGAUAGAGGGAAUGCAGUCAACAUGGCCAUUUAAUUGCCAGGUGGGCAGUUGAGAAGCAUCCAGCUCUGGCCUUAUAGUGUUGGCUAUUACUUUUAAAGCCCUACAUAGUUAGGGUCCAGGUUACCUAUGGGAUUGCCUCCUCCCAUUGGAUCCACCUCAUACUCUCAGGUCCUUUGGGGGAACAUUUACUUCAACUGGCCAGGAUUAGACUGGCAACUGUCACCCAGAGGACCUUUUUGUUUCCGCCCCUAGAUUGAGGAAUGACCUGCCAGGUUCAACAGCUAAGCAUGCUGUCUGAAUUUAAAACAGCAUUAAAGACCUAUCUUUUUCGGCAGGCCUACCCAGUCAGUUUUAAACUAUGAAUUUUAGAUUGGUAUAUUUUUAAUUUUAUGUUUGGAUGAUUUUAAUGUGUCCUAUGUUUUUUGUGUUUUAAUUUAUGUGUUUAAAAGGCUUUAUGUGCUUUAAUCUCUGUUGUAACUGGCCUUGAGCUUUGGAGAGAGGCGGGUAAGGAAUAAAGUUUAUUAUUAUUAUAGCCAGACACACAGCAACAAAGCCAUUCUCCAGGACCUCCUGGGGCCUUGUUCAGAUUAUUGUUGUGCAUCCACCUAUACUGUGGUUUCCAAACCUCCAGCUGUCUUGGACAUCAACUCCCAGAAGCCACAGCCAGCUUUGCCAACAGUCAGGAAUUCUGGGAGAUGAAGUUAAAAACAUCUGGAAGAUCAAACUUUGGGAAUCACUGAUCUAUAGUGAGGGUGGGUAAAGAGCAGCAACCUUUGGGACACUUGCAGCCCCCAGGGAUGCUUUUGUGGCCUCCAGGGGUCAUUGUUAAAAAAUCUCCCCCAAUUUUUGUUAAAUGCCUGUUGUUCUUGUCAUUUCCUUCAAGUCAUUUCCAACUUAUAUUGACGCAAAGGCGAAGCUAUCUUAAAUGCCUCUAAAUACCUUCUAGGGUGUUAGGGGGACAUUUUCCCCAUGUUUGCAUCUCCCUAACCAUUUUAGACCAAGGAGAAGCCCCUUUUAAAACCUGGGCUUGACCUUUUAGUCACUUCCACAUACAGUAUUUAAAAAAAAGGACUCCCUUGAGCAUCAAAUGGUCCAGAGGGACCCAAAACAUGGUAACGUAGUGUGGUUAUAGGAGUGUGGCCCUCUAAGAUCUCCUGGGGGGUUAAUGCAUCCCACUUACAUCCUACAGUUCCCCAUCUCUGGACUAUAGGAACAUAUUUUGGACACUUCUUGGUUGCUCUUGCUCUCUCCUGGCCACUAGAUGGUCAGACUUGGACCCCUCUAAGAUUUCAAGUGUAUUUCAAGGGAGCUGGGGAUCAGUCUGCCCACAAGGGAGCUGGUAAACUCCUCCCUGGGCCAUAAGCAAGAAAAGACAUAUGCUGUCAUAUGCCAUAAAAUGGGUGCCAGUCCAUAUAACAGGUGCCAGUCCAUAUAACAGACUGAAGAUCUUCAGCAUACGUACAGGCAUGCAGUAUAAAUGGAGAGCCAGGGGCAGCGAAUCAGUUGAUCAAACCCUGAAGAUGAUAUAGCACUUCUGUUUCAUGAAUUGCCACUGAAUUUAGGAAAUGGGAUCUUGUACAGUACUCACACACACACACACACACACACACACAUCCCAAGGGGUGCAACUACACUGUAGAAAUAAUGCAGUUUGACACCACUUUAAUUGCCACAUUGCCAUCCUACAGAAUCCUGGGAUUUAGCAUUUUGCAAGGCACCAGUGCUCUUUAGCAGAGUCCUGGUAAAACUACAAAACCAUAGGAUGGAGCUACAGCACUUAAAGUGGUGUCAAAUUGCAUUAUUUCUACAGUGUCUCAGAAGAGACCCUGUUAGAUGCGACUAGUAUUUCUUGGCUUAAUAAUGCCAUUUCUUCAUGUUCUUCUCCAAAAUCUUUUCAUUUUUUUUUCAUGGUAUGCAAUGCAACAAAAUCUGGACAUCAAACCACUACAGCUUAGUUUAUACUGGCAAGGCCAGUGUUCCUUAAAAUAUCUGAUGUGCCAGACAUACGGGGACAGCACUAUAUAUGUGCCCAUUCAGUACAACCAGGGUAACCAAAUGUCUUCCUUUUCCAGGGCAUGUCCUACAUUUCAACCUCCUGUCCAGGAGGAAUUCAAAAUGUAUUCCUUUUUGAACCUAAGAAGCACGAUUUUCCAUUUCUAUUAGUGUUUUUAGCUUUUAUUUCCUGUUGUCCGACAUUUGUCUUGAAUGUUGUAUGUUUUAUGGUGCCUCGUCCUUAGCACUUAUGACAUCUGAUCACCCUGACUACAAUACAUCCUCCAACAUUAAAACUGGGGUACAUGUGGCCAAACAACAUCAGAGUGUGGUCAAAAUGGCAAAAAGACAUUAAUGAAGAAGAAUCCACAAGCUAGGAGAGGCUGCAGUGGUUUGCUUUUGCCUGAGCCGACUGGGAAGGGCAAGAUCCCUCUCUUCUCUCCAUGCUGAGUUAAAUGAGUCCACAUUACUUUGGCACUUUGUACUCAGUUUGCAGCAACAGAAAUAGCCUGAGGACAAAGGGGUAGAAAGAAAGAGAAAUCGGACAUUUUAAAAGCAACUGAAAAAGUGAAACACAGAAGAUUAAUUUGGACUAUCCCUGCUUAAGCCGGACAGCUUGGAAAGUACAGUACGUUACAAUGAUUUCAUUCUUUCCUGUAAACUCAUCACAGAUCAGUAGCCGAUAGGUCAUGGACAGACACUGGUCUGCAGACUAGUAGAAACCUAGUCUAGUAGAAAUCUAAGAAAUGCAUUUAGCAAUAAAUGGGAGACUUCUUGAGUCUUGUGGAAAUGUUGAAAGAGUCAUCUUCAGAUGUACCAUAGUCUGAAACCUGGACUGUGGCAAUGGGCUUUUCAAGAGAGUCAGCUUGUUUACUGUAAUAAGAAAGCAAGUUCCUAGUUCUCAUGGUUCCAGAGAAAAACACAGCGGCAAACUGUACUUUGCUGCUCCAAGCUAGAUCUCCUUGGUUGCUUGGAAGCAUGCAUAGACUUCUUAGGCAUCGUGGUCUGCUCCGUUUCUGUCAAUGUCCCAUGGAUUUUAUUUUAUUUUUUUACAAUGUGAUGGUAGGCAUGACUACAGAUAUGCAGCAGAGGAAUGGACAUUGCAAAUCAAACUAGAAAAAAACACAACGACAUAAAUGCAUGUGGUCAGAUACAUUGUCUAAAAUACUGAUUUCUAGUCAGUAGGUCAGGACCCACGGUAAGGUUGCAGAAUACAGCAAUGCCUUCCACUGUAUAAAUGUAUGGGAAAUUAGUAAAAGAGUGGGUCCCUAAAUGCAUGUAUGAGCCAAAAGUGGGUUCUGGGUCUGAAAUCAUUUUAAAGCUGUCUUGUGUCUAAUGUGUUUCAAUGUGUUUAAUUUAUUGAGUCCUUUUAACAAAAUAAUAAUAAAAGUUACAUGCCAAGCGAA
Sceloporus undulatus (fence lizard) is the source of this 5921-nucleotide messenger RNA. RefSeq names its product pyrimidinergic receptor P2Y6 (gene P2RY6). Gene Ontology annotation, cellular component: plasma membrane. The transcript is spliced from 4 exons. The record is from RefSeq and is a predicted model, not a curated record. Gene Ontology annotation, molecular function: G protein-coupled UDP receptor activity; G protein-coupled UTP receptor activity; G protein-coupled ADP receptor activity. The coding region runs from base 649 to 1620 and encodes 323 amino acids. Lineage: Eukaryota; Metazoa; Chordata; Lepidosauria; Squamata; Phrynosomatidae. Gene Ontology annotation, biological process: cellular response to pyrimidine ribonucleotide; phospholipase C-activating G protein-coupled receptor signaling pathway.